Cynocephalus volans (Philippine flying lemur) is the source of this 1582-nucleotide messenger RNA. RefSeq names its product kelch like family member 3 (gene KLHL3). The record is from RefSeq and is a predicted model, not a curated record. The transcript has 12 exons. Bases 6 to 1523 code for a protein of 505 amino acids. Lineage: Eukaryota; Metazoa; Chordata; Mammalia; Dermoptera; Cynocephalidae. Gene Ontology annotation, molecular function: protein binding.
GUGACAUGUCUGAGAGUAAAGCCAAGAAGAUUGAAAUCAAGGAUGUGGAUGGACAGACUCUGAGUAAGCUGGUUGAUUACAUCUAUACUGCUGAAAUUGAGGUGACCGAAGAGAAUGUCCAGGUGCUGCUCCCAGCAGCCAGUUUGCUGCAGCUAAUGGAUGUUCGGCAGAACUGCUGUGACUUCCUGCAGUCUCAGCUGCAUCCCACCAAUUGCCUGGGCAUCCGCGCAUUUGCAGAUGUGCACACCUGCACUGAUCUUCUGCAGCAGGCCAACGCCUACGCAGAGCAGCACUUUCCAGAGGUGAUGUUGGGGGAAGAAUUUCUUAGCCUAAGUCUGGACCAGGUGUGCAGCUUGAUAUCCAGUGACAAGCUGACAGUUUCUUCAGAAGAGAAGGUGUUUGAAGCUGUGAUUUCGUGGAUUAAUUAUGAGAAGGAAACCCGUUUAGAGCACAUGGCAAAGCUGAUGGAACACGUCCGACUCCCUCUUUUACCUAGGGAUUACCUAGUCCAGACGGUUGAAGAAGAAGCUUUGAUAAAGAAUAACAACACCUGUAAGGACUUCCUCAUUGAGGCCAUGAAAUACCAUCUGCUCCCUCUGGAUCAGAGGCUCUUGAUUAAGAACCCAAGGACCAAGCCCAGGACUCCAGUCAGCCUGCCUAAGGUCAUGAUUGUGGUUGGUGGCCAGGCGCCCAAGGCAAUCCGCAGCGUGGAGUGCUAUGAUUUUGAGGAGGACCGGUGGGAUCAGAUUGCUGAGCUUCCCUCCAGGAGAUGCAGAGCAGGUGUGGUGUUCAUGGCUGGCCAUGUGUAUGCCGUGGGUGGGUUUAAUGGCUCUCUGCGAGUGCGGACGGUGGACGUGUAUGACGGAGUGAAGGACCAGUGGACGUCCAUUGCCAGCAUGCAGGAGCGCCGGAGCACACUGGGUGCAGCAGUGCUCAACGACUUGCUCUACGCAGUGGGAGGAUUUGAUGGCAGUACUGGCCUGGCAUCGGUGGAAGCCUACAGCUACAAGACCAACGAGUGGUUCUUUGUGGCCCCCAUGAACACGCGGCGGAGCAGUGUGGGUGUGGGCGUUGUGGAGGGGAAACUAUAUGCUGUCGGGGGUUACGAUGGGGCUUCCCGCCAGUGCCUGAGCACCGUGGAGCAGUACAACCCAGCGACCAAUGAGUGGAUAUACGUGGCGGACAUGAGCACCCGCCGCAGUGGCGCAGGGGUUGGGGUGCUCAGCGGACAGCUGUAUGCCACAGGUGGGCACGAUGGGCCAUUGGUGAGGAAGAGCGUGGAGGUUUAUGAUCCUGGAACAAACACCUGGAAGCAGGUGGCAGACAUGAAUAUGUGCCGGCGCAAUGCAGGGGUCUGCGCAGUGAAUGGGCUUCUGUAUGUGGUUGGAGGGGAUGAUGGAUCCUGCAACUUGGCUUCUGUGGAGUACUACAAUCCUGUCACAGACAAAUGGACCCUGCUGCCAACCAAUAUGAGCACAGGGCGGAGCUAUGCAGGUGUUGCUGUGAUUCACAAGUCCUUGUGACCCAAACUCCCACUGCCAGGAGGUGGAGGAAGGAGUGGGAGCAGCCUGUGAUUCAGCAC